AUUUGGCUCCAAGAUCAUGCACAUCACAUGCCAAAACCUCAAGCUACCUCUCUCUUUCACAUUCCCUCAGCGCUUAAUUUCUGUAUUCAAAACUUUUGGCAUUAAUUGUUUUCCAAUACCCUUUGAGACUACAAUAUUAAAUUUGUGGUUUUUACAUAUAUAUAUAUAUAUAUAUAUAUAAUGGAUAGGGUGACACAGAUGGCAUCAGAGAGACCAGUGGUGAUAUUCAGCCGGAGUUCCUGCUGCAUGUGCCACACCAUCAAAACCCUCUUCAGUGACUUUGGAGUGCAUCCAAAUGUUCAUGAACUUGAUGAGAUACCAAGAGGGAAUGACAUUGAGCAAGCUCUUUCAAGGCUAGGGUGCAGCCCCUCUGUGCCUGUUGUGUUCAUUGGCGGUGAGCUUGUUGGUGGAGCCAAUGAAGUCAUGAGCCUUCACCUUAACCGCUCCUUGAUCCCUAUGCUUAGGAGAGCUGGAGCUCUUUGGGUUUGAUCAAUUUCACUACUAUAUAUCAGGAUCUAAUUAACUAAUAAAUCUGUUUUGGUUACAUAUGUAUAAUUAUGAUGAGAUUAUUAUUAUAUACAUAGUGGCCGGCCGGAUCCAUUAUCAUAGGAUGCAUGUUUUGCAUGUUUUUUUUUUUAUCUAUAUUACCUGAACACGAUAUCAGGAUAUUUAUAAUAACUUUGCACAUUUUAACCAACAAUUGAAUUAGAUCCUUAUUAAUUGGAUGCA
Messenger RNA from Glycine soja, 729 nucleotides. Its product is annotated as monothiol glutaredoxin-S2-like. The transcript has a single exon. NCBI's taxonomy places the organism in Eukaryota, Viridiplantae, Streptophyta, Magnoliopsida, Fabales, Fabaceae. The coding region runs from base 181 to 489 and encodes 102 amino acids. The record is from RefSeq and is a predicted model, not a curated record.